This is a messenger RNA of Phalacrocorax carbo (great cormorant), 2117 nucleotides long. Lineage: Eukaryota; Metazoa; Chordata; Aves; Suliformes; Phalacrocoracidae. The record is from RefSeq and is a predicted model, not a curated record.
CUUGCAGGAGCAUUUCACAAGACCAGCCUCCAGUGUGUUGGAUGGGUCUUGUGGUAUCAGCAGCCUGACUGCUUUGCAGCUGACUGAACUCCUGGCACGAGAAAUCAGUGGUGGCACGAUUGGAAACAGACACCGGUCAACAUGAGCAUGGCAGGCAAAGUUAUUAAAUGCAAAGCAGCAGUAAUGUGGGAAGCCAAUAAACCAUUUUCUAUCGAGGAUGUGGAAGUUGCCCCACCAAAAGCACAUGAACUUCGCAUAAAGAUCGUGGCCACAGGGAUCUGUCGCUCUGAUGACCAUGUGGUAACUGGUGCACUGGUUAUGCCUUUUCCAAUUAUUCUGGGGCAUGAAGCAGCUGGUGUUGUGGAGAGUGUUGGGCAGGGAGUAACUUCGAUCAAACCAGGAGACAAGGUUAUUCCACUCUUUGUUCCACAAUGUGGGGAGUGCAAAACUUGCUUAAGCACCAGGGGUAAUCUGUGCAGUAAAAAUGACAUUUCUUCAGGUGCUGGAUUAAUGCCUGAUGGCACCACUAGAUUCACCUGUAAAGGAAAAGCAAUUCACCAUUUUCUUGGUACAAGUACCUUCACUGAAUACACAGUAGUGCAUGAAACUGCUGUAGCCAAAAUUGAUUCUGCUGCACCUCUGGAAAAAGUUUGUCUGAUUGGCUGUGGAUUUUCAACUGGCUAUGGGGCUGCUGUACAGACUGCCAAGGUGGAACCAGGCUCCACCUGUGCUGUCUUCGGCCUCGGAGGAGUUGGCCUUUCUGUUGUAAUGGGCUGCAAGGCGGCUGGAGCUUCCCGCAUCAUAGCUGUUGAUAUCAAUAGCAACAAGUUUGCCAAGGCCAAGGAGCUGGGUGCUACCGACUGCGUCAACCCUAAAGAUUUCAAGAAGCCUAUUGAGGAAGUGUUGAUCGAAAUGACUGGCCACGGUGUGGACUACUCCUUUGAGGUCAUCGGCCGUACUGAAACCAUGGCUGCGGCCUUGGCCUGUUGCCAGUACAACUAUGGAGUCAGUGUGAUUGUGGGAGUGCCUCCUGCAGCACAAAAGAUCACCUUCGACCCCUUGCUCCUCUUCACUGGUCGCACCUGGAAAGGGUCUGUCUUUGGAGGCUGGAAGAGUAAAGAUUCAGUCCCUAAACUGGUUGCUGACUACAUGAAAAAAAAAUUUGUUCUGGAUCCAUUAAUAACCCACACACUUCCUUUCACUAAAAUCAAUGAAGGAUUUGAUCUGCUGAGGACAGGGAAGAGCAUUCGCAGUGUCCUGGUGUUUUAGGAUUCCCAACUGUUACACAGCAGAUGGCUCAGCACCAGUACAAACAUCAUUAUCCUCCAAAACAACUGAUAUGAAAUACAAACCAAGACAAUUCUGAAAGGUCUACCACCACCACCCUUGAUUAAAAGGAUCAAGCUCAAACCAAACUUCAUGCACAGCAUUUAUAUGUGAAAUAAUCUGUUUCCUCCUACCUCUUUCUCCUGAUUCUUGCUUUAAAUCCUCUGUGUUGUGCUGCAAUUUUCUUUUAAUAGCCAGUUAUGAAUUACAGGACUUGCUGCUGUCACAGGUGUUAUGAAAUGUUUGGAUUUUUAAAAAAUGGCUUUUAAUAUGCAAUCUUUUAAUAGAAGAAAAAUGAAGGAAACUGUUUCUUUGGGACUUCAUAACACUGCCAGCUUAACAGAUUUGUGCACGCAGCUCAGCACAAUAAAACUCUAGGUCAGAGCUAUGUAUCCAUCCUGAAUGACUUUAGCAUUCCAUCACGUCAUAGGCAAGGGAAUUACUGCAGAGAUUAAAAGUUAUGAUGACCAUGUGUUUGAAUUAUAAUUUCAGUAAAUGAUAUUUAAGUAAAUGAUAGGCUUAGGUACUGGAGAAAGUCUCACCAAAUUAACGUAUCCAAGCAUCUUAUAUAAAACUGCUGUAGUGGUGUUUGGUGUUGUGGUUUUGGUUUUUUUUACCUUUGUACCUCUUUCCUGGGGAUGUUUUAGUUGUUUUGUCAGCAUGGUUUUAGAUCCUUGGCCAAUUUAUUCAAGUGCAUUUGAUUCUUAGGAAACAACAUGAAGAAAUAUGAAAAUGCACCAAGUAUUGUUAUUUGUUUUCAUUAAAUAAAGGGGAGGUUUCCAAACCUUUAA